CUCCAGACAAUUCAAACAUUGAGAUUCCUGGGAACUCCCAGAUAGUAGCAUCAGUUCGCCAAGAAAUGAAGCUGGUGAGGCAGUGAAAAGCCAGGGCCUAGAAAGCUGGGAAUGCCAUGACGUGGGCACAUUGAAAGGCAAGAGGCACGCAUGAUCAGCCUUGAACUUUAGGAAGAUCCCAGGCAGCUGAUGAAAGACAAGAUGGGGAGUGAAUGUGAAGGUCCAGAAAUGUCCUUGGUGUGUUUGACAGACUUUCAGGCCCACACACGGGAGCAGCUGUCUAAGUCAACUUGGGAUUUUAUUGAAGGUGGAGCUGAUGACAGCAUCACGCGGGAUGACAACAUUGCAGCAUUCAAAAGAAUUCGCCUCCGUCCCCGGUACCUGAGAGAUGUGUCUGAGGUGGACACCAGAACCACAAUCCAAGGGGAGGAGAUCAGUGCCCCUAUUUGCAUCGCACCCACAGGGUUCCACUGCCUUGUCUGGCCUGAUGGGGAAAUGAGCACAGCAAGAGCUGCCCAAGCGGCUGGUAUCUGCUACAUCACCAGCACAUUUGCCAGCUGUAGCCUUGAAGACAUUGUCAUUGCAGCUCCCGAAGGCCUCCGAUGGUUCCAACUCUAUGUGCAUCCAGACCUGCAGCUGAACAAACAGUUGAUCCAGAGGGUAGAAUCCCUAGGUUUCAAAGCUUUGGUAAUAACUUUGGAUACACCUGUAUGUGGCAACAGGCGACAUGACAUUCGAAACCAGUUGAGGAGGAACUUAACACUAACAGAUCUUCAAUCACCUAAAAAGGGAAAUGCAAUACCUUAUUUCCAGAUGACUCCUAUCAGCACUUCUCUCUGCUGGAAUGAUCUCUCCUGGUUUCAGAGCAUAACUCGAUUGCCCAUCAUCCUUAAAGGGAUUUUGACAAAAGAGGAUGCAGAGUUAGCUGUGAAGCACAAUGUCCAGGGCAUCAUUGUUUCCAACCAUGGUGGGAGGCAGCUUGAUGAGGUUCUCGCUUCAAUUGAUGCUUUGACAGAAGUGGUGGCAGCUGUAAAGGGGAAAAUUGAAGUCUACCUGGAUGGCGGGGUCCGAACUGGCAAUGAUGUCCUGAAGGCUCUGGCCCUUGGAGCUAAGUGCAUUUUUCUUGGGAGACCAAUCCUAUGGGGCCUUGCCUGCAAGGGUGAACAUGGUGUUAAGGAAGUUUUGAACAUUUUAACAAAUGAGUUCCACACUUCCAUGGCCCUUACAGGCUGCCGGUCGGUCGCUGAGAUCAAUCGAAACUUGGUCCAGUUUUCCAGGCUGUAAGAAAAAACGGCCAAUAACCAGACUGCUGAGGUUGCCCACAGAAGGAUCACAAACUCACAGCACAGUGUGUGAUGCUGUCCUUCCUGGACCCCAUCCUAUCCGGAGGCUCAUGACCUGUAUUUCCCACAUUUCCGAUACCUCCACCCCUGUGCUUCAGGCCCUCCAAACCCCUGUGUUUCCCAAAUGUUCCAUGCCCUUCUUUGUAUCACUGACUAUUAUAUGUUGCUCUCUUGCCUAAAUCUUCCUCUGAAGUCAAAGACCUCAAAAGGACAGAUCAUUAAUGACUGGAACCACUAGUGGGUGAUAUUUUUUGCAUACUCCGUACAACUCUAUGAAAUGACUAUCUAACUUUGUACUCUGGACAGAGGAGCUGUAUAUACAAGGCAUUUUUCCAAUAAAAACAUAAUCCUAUCUAUAGAAAAUAGGGAAAUAGUUAAGGACAUAGACUUUGGAGCCACACAGACAUGGGUUUGACAGUCAGGACUACUGCUGGCAAGCUAUGUGACUUGGGCAAGUUUUCUGAUCUCUCAGUGUUUCUAAGUCCUGGUGUAUAAAAUGGGGAUUAUACUCCCUCAGCCAGUAGGUUGGGAAAAAGUUUGAGUAAGAUAAUGUAUUUGAAGUUCAGAACACAAUGCUUAGCACCUAGUAGGAGUUUAAGAAAUAGUAGUGUUUCAUACUUAAUGAGUAUAUAUAUAUACUCAUAUAUAUACUAUACUUAUUGUUUGGAAAAUUCCUAUUAACUUUUCAAGGUGUUGUUCAACUUUCAACUAUCACCGAACAUUAACCCAGGCUAUUUGCUCUGUCCUUCCUAUUGUACUUUGCACAUUCCAAUAUUACAACCCUUAUUACACCUGGUCAUAUUUCUUUAUUUGCAUGUCUUUCUCCACAAAUAGACUAUGAAUGGCUCCAGACAAGAAACUGUAUGCUUGAUUCUGGGCUUGGCAUAUAGGAACAUCUCAAUGAACAUUUCUGGGAUGGAUGGAUGUAUAGAGGGAUAAAGGGCAGUUGGGAAAUUUAUAAAUGACCUAUCAGAAUAAAACCUCCUGAGACCAGUA
Molecule: messenger RNA, 2339 nt
Organism: Pongo pygmaeus (Bornean orangutan)
Lineage: Eukaryota; Metazoa; Chordata; Mammalia; Primates; Hominidae
Gene: HAO2
Product: hydroxyacid oxidase 2
Exons: 8
Coding region: 190-1284 (364 amino acids)
Biological process (GO): fatty acid alpha-oxidation
Cellular component (GO): peroxisomal matrix
Molecular function (GO): (S)-2-hydroxy-acid oxidase activity; FMN binding
Source: RefSeq, a predicted model, not a curated record